GCGUUUUCUCAAGUCUCAACCUGUCAGCAUUUAAACCAUUCGGUUCAUCCACCGUUUGCUCAAUAUUUGGAAAAAUUUUCUUAGCAUACAAACACAUUCAUUUAUUUCCUUUUAUCUAUCCUGGAAGAUCACAACAAAUUAAUUACACAGAAGAGUCCCACAAAACUUUUCUUGGGUCCAAAACUUUUCUUGGUUGUUGGGCAUUAACAGUUUCCUACUUACCUCUGAGUUUUGUCAAAGAAAGAUCCAGGUCUAAUACGCAAUAACACUGAACUCAAGCCGGUUCCCAAAUUAAGUUGUUUUAAAUGUGGUCAUGUGUUUGGAGUUGGAUCACCACUUGGCAACACGAUGGAUGCACCUUCCUAGUUCCUAUACACUUGGCACUUUCGUCUACCACGUGUUUGUGAUAUUUAGUAGAGAUGAACUGAAGUGAGAACCUCUGCAUAGUUUGUUUUGCCGCAAAGUAAAAAUGGCCACAAAUACUAGUGCAUGUCCGGCAGCCAUGCAGGCUACAUCAAAUGGGUUGUUCCAAGGGGAUAAUCCUCUUCAUUUUUCACUCCCUCUUGCCAUCGUGCAGAUAUGUCUUGUGGUUGCACUCACACGUAUUCUUGCUUUUCUUUUGAGGCCAUUAAGACAGCCUCGGGUGAUUGCAGAGAUUGUGGGUGGAAUAUUACUUGGUCCAUCUGCUCUAGGUCGUAACCAGGACUAUCUAAAUGCAAUUUUUCCAUCUAGAAGCCUCACAGUGUUGGAUACUUUAGCCAAUCUUGGUCUGCUCUUCUUUUUAUUUCUUAUAGGCCUAGAGUUAGACCCAAAGUCAAUUCGUCGGACUGGAAAGAAAGCUUUAUGCAUAGCCAUGGCGGGAAUCAGCUUUCCCUUUGCAUUAGGAAUUGGAACAUCAUUUGUCCUCAAAGGAAGUAUUUCCAAAGGUGUAGACGGACCCCCAUUUCUUGUAUUCAUGGGGGUUGCCCUUUCUAUUACUGCCUUCCCUGUCUUGGCCCGAAUUUUGGCUGAACUUAAGCUAUUAACCACUGAUGUUGGCCGAAUGGCCAUGUCAGCAGCAGCAGUCAAUGAUGUGGCUGCAUGGAUUCUACUUGCUCUUGCCAUUGCCCUCUCUGGUACUGGCCGCUCUCCUCUUGUUUCAUUAUGGGUUUUCUUGUGUGGAGCGGGUUUUGUUCUAUGUUUGUCAUUCAUUGUCCCUCCUAUCUUUAAAUGGAUGGCACAGCGUUGCCCCGAGGGUGAGCCAGUUGACGAGUUGUAUGUAUGUGCUACUUUAGCUGCAGUUUUGGCAGCUGGGUUUGUCACUGAUGCUAUUGGAAUUCAUGCCCUCUUUGGUGCAUUUGUCAUGGGAGUUCUUGUCCCAAAGGAAGGGCCAUUUGCAGGUGCUCUUGUGGAAAAAGUUGAGGAUCUUGUAUCGGGUCUCUUCCUUCCGUUGUACUUCGUCUCAAGUGGAUUGAAAACCAAUAUAGCUACAAUUCGAGGACCUCAGUCAUGGGGUCUUCUUGUUUUAGUCAUUGUUACAGCAUGUUUUGGGAAGAUUGUUGGUACUGUAGUUGUCUCCCUUCUUUGCAAAGUGCCUGUUCAGGAGGCUGUAGCUUUGGGGAUCCUGAUGAAUACUAAAGGCUUGGUGGAACUCAUUGUCCUCAACAUUGGCAAAGACAGAAAGGUAUUGAAUGAUCAAACAUUUGCUAUCAUGGUUCUGAUGGCUAUCUUCACAACCUUUAUUACGACACCUUUAGUUAUGGCAGUAUAUAAGCCAGCUAAAAGAAUGAGUAAGGCCUAUCACAAGUAUAGAACAAUUGAGAGAAAUGAUUCAAAUGCUCAACUUCGGAUUUUGGCCUGUUUCCACAGUACAACAAACAUCCCCGCGAUGAUUAAUCUCAUUGAGGCUUCACGUGGGACUGAAAAGAAGGAAGGACUUUGUGUGUAUGCAUUGCAUCUCAUGGAGCUAACUGAGAGGCCAUCUGCAAUUCUGAUGGUCCACAAGGCAAGAAGGAAUGGGCUACCCUUUUGGAAUAAGGGGCGGCAUUCAGAUCACAAUCAAAUUGUCGUAGCUUUUGAGGCCUUCCAGCAGCUAAGCCGAGUGUCCAUUCGCCCAAUGACGGCAAUAUCUCCAAUGACUAACAUUCACGAGGACAUAUGCACGAGUGCUGAGAGUAAAGGGGCAUCAAUGAUAAUUCUCCCAUUCCACAAACAUCAGAGGAUUGAUGGAGCAUUGGAGACAACUCGAAAUGAUUAUCGUUGGGUUAACCGGAGAGUUCUUGAGCAUGCACCAUGCUCUGUGGGGAUCUUGGUGGACCGUGGACUUGGUGGAAGCACCCAUGUGUCUGCAAGCAAUGUUUGUUCAACCAUAACUGUCUUAUUCUUUGGGGGUGGUGAUGAUCACGAAGCCCUUGCCUAUGGGGCUCGAAUGGCUGAACACCCUGGUAUUAGUUUAACAGUCAUUCACUUCAUAAUAAGCCCUGAGAUUGCACAAGAGGUUGUUAAUGUUAAAGUUAAUAUUGGUGAAACCUCCAAUACUUCAGAAGGAUCUGGAGAUGAAAAGUUUCUUGUUGAAUUCAAACAAAAGUUUUUAAAGGACAGCUCAAUCAAAUUUGAAGAGAGAGUUGUGAGAAAUGCUGCAGAAACUAUUGAUGUCAUUUUAGAAUAUAGUCGAUGUGAUCUGUUUUUGGUCGGUAGAAUGCACGAGGUUACUACUUUGAAUGUGAAGAGUGAUUGCCUUGACCUGGGCCAAGUUGGUAGCUUGUUGACUUCUCCUGAUUUCUCAACAUCAGCAUCAGUAUUGGUGGUGCAACAGUAUCAUAACCAGAGAGUUUCAAAUUCAGGGUCUUCUAAUACAGUAGUAAUAUUACCGGAUGAAGUUGCAGAUGUGUUGCCUGAGGAAGAUUUGGAAUCUAAAUGAUUAACUGUGAUGUCCUAAUUUGAUUGAUUGUGUGAUGUAUGUGGGUGUGUGAUGAGUCCUACAUCGGGUAUUUACUGAGUUGAACUGGGCUUUAUUAAUAACUGCAAAGAGCCUUAAUUGCGACUAGUCCUUUUGAGGUAUAUGGCAGAUGUGGCUAGCGCUUUUCCUUGAGUCGUUACAUAUGGUAUCAGAGCCGGUCCGGUAAUCCCAUGUGGGCUCAGAGACACUACCCCACAAAGUGGGUCCUAAUGAGGACGUUAGGGAUUUAAGUAGGGGAGAUUGUGAUGCCCCAAUUUGAUUGAUUGUGUGAUGUGUGUGGGUGUGUGAUGAGUCCCACAUCGGGUAUUUACUGGGUUGAACUGGGCCUUAAUUGUGACUAGUCCUUUUGAGGUAUAGCACAGAUGUGGCUAGCGCUUUUCCUUGGGUCGUUACAUUAACUUUAUUUGAUCUAUUAAUGUACAGAAAAAAAAAAAAAAAAUUUUUUUUACACUCUUUAGUUUUCCACAGUUGUUACAGUUUAUA
Quercus robur (English oak) is the source of this 3421-nucleotide messenger RNA. RefSeq names its product cation/H(+) antiporter 18-like. Gene Ontology annotation, biological process: regulation of pH; proton transmembrane transport. The coding region runs from base 470 to 2899 and encodes 809 amino acids. Gene Ontology annotation, cellular component: endomembrane system; membrane. Gene Ontology annotation, molecular function: antiporter activity. The record is from RefSeq and is a predicted model, not a curated record. The transcript has 5 exons. NCBI's taxonomy places the organism in Eukaryota, Viridiplantae, Streptophyta, Magnoliopsida, Fagales, Fagaceae.